AUGAUCUGUUAUGUGGAUAACAUCAUCAUCAUGCUCAAUAAUGCAUUGGCAAGUCAGUUAGACUGGGCUCUAAUUGAAGAAAUGAUUGUCAAAGCAGCUAAUCGAGGGGAUCCACUUGCCAAAACUAUCGCCCGACUUGAAUUAACUGCUAAUCAGGCUGUAGUUCGUCUACGAAAUCCCUUUGAGGAAGCGAAAAACAUAGAAGGCUCUGAACUGUCGGGACAAUUAAAUAAAAGGAUUGGAGAGAAUAAGAAGAUUAAUCGGCGAAAACAAGCAAAAGGUCUCCGGAUUGAAGAAGAGCAAGAAACUCCAGCCAACCUGCUGGGUGAAGUAGAAGUGACUAUUGACCUGAGUCAGAAUGCUGCACAUAACGCUAACAGGUUGGUUAAUGUUGCUUUAAACGAUUUUAAAAACUUAACAUAG
This is a messenger RNA of Protopolystoma xenopodis, 423 nucleotides long. NCBI's taxonomy places the organism in Eukaryota, Metazoa, Platyhelminthes, Monogenea, Polystomatidea, Polystomatidae. The record is from the annotation of a GenBank genome assembly.